Messenger RNA from Zingiber officinale, 500 nucleotides. RefSeq names its product DEAD-box ATP-dependent RNA helicase 27-like. NCBI's taxonomy places the organism in Eukaryota, Viridiplantae, Streptophyta, Magnoliopsida, Zingiberales, Zingiberaceae. The transcript has 4 exons. Gene Ontology annotation, biological process: maturation of LSU-rRNA from tricistronic rRNA transcript (SSU-rRNA, 5.8S rRNA, LSU-rRNA). The record is from RefSeq and is a predicted model, not a curated record. Gene Ontology annotation, cellular component: nucleolus. The coding region runs from base 9 to 500 and encodes 163 amino acids.
UAUAAUCGAUGAAGCCGACCGAAUAUUGGAGGCUAACUUUGAGGAAGACAUGGAGCAAAUAUUUAAGCGGCUGCCAAAGACAAGGCAAACUGCUCUAUUUACAGCUACCCAAACUAAGCAGGUUGAGGAUUUUGCGAACUUGUCAUUUAAGGAAAAAGCCUGUAUAUGUAGGUGUUGAUGAUGGAAGGUCGAAGGUGACCGUCGAAGGGUUGCAGCAGGGCUAUUGUGUCGUGCCUAGAAAUAAAAGGUUUCUGGUCUUGUAUGCUUUUCUUAAGAGGAACCUUUCGAAGAAGAUAGUGGUCUUCUUCUCCUCAUGCAAUUCGAUCAAGUACCAUUCUGAGCUUCUCAGAUACAUUCAUGUCGAUUUUCUCGAUAUCCAUGGAAAGCAGAAGCAGCAGAAACGAACUAUUAGAUUUUUUGAGUUCUGCAAAGCCGAAAAGGGUAUAUACUGCUCUGCACUGAUGUUGCUGCUCGUGGACUUGAUAUUCCUGCUGUGGUAA